Messenger RNA from Kluyveromyces lactis, 1887 nucleotides. RefSeq names its product calnexin (gene CNE1). The coding region runs from base 1 to 1887 and encodes 628 amino acids. Lineage: Eukaryota; Fungi; Ascomycota; Saccharomycetes; Saccharomycetales; Saccharomycetaceae. Gene Ontology annotation, biological process: protein folding. The transcript has a single exon. Gene Ontology annotation, molecular function: calcium ion binding. The record is from RefSeq and is a predicted model, not a curated record. Gene Ontology annotation, cellular component: endoplasmic reticulum; endoplasmic reticulum membrane.
AUGAACCCAUUGCUACUUUUGAGCCAAAUAGGCUUCGGAACGCUGGCUGUGGCCAUAAAUCCUAUGGUAAAGGGCGAUUAUAGAAUCGAGCACCCGAACAUGACUGAUUUAUCGGAUUUGCAAUCAAAGCUUUCUAGUGACUCCUAUUUCGAGUCAUUCCAGUACAGCAGUCAUGAUGAGUUUAUUCACAAUUGGGUUAUUUCGGAACUUGAAAUGGAACACGUUGAUGAAACCAUGUCAAGAGCAUUCCCAGGAUUAUGGAAAUUGGAAUCCCCAUAUUUAGUUCCGGGAUUCUCUAAUGACUUAGCAUUGGUAUUAGGUAGCUCUCAAACAAGAUCAGCGAUUGCCCAUAAAUUGGAUCAUGAGAUUUCUGUUAAGACCAAGGAAAAGUUAGUUGUGCAAUACGAGGUUAAAUUACAGAAGAUGCUUGAAUGUGGUGGCGCAUACAUGAAAUUACUAAAAACCAAUGCCGAUGAUCUCAGUCAGUAUGAUCAUUCAGCCGAUGACUAUGUCUUAGUAUUUGGUCCCGACUCUUGUUCAAUGUACACUAAUGAGGUACAUUUCAUCUUGAAGCGUGAGAAUCCAAUUUCCGAAGAAUUCGAGGACAAGUACUUAACAGAAGCACCACUUUCAGGAUUAGACCAACCGAUUACUCGUUUAUACACCUUGAUAUUAGACUCUGCAGAUCAGUCAUUUGAAAUUAGAAUCGAUGGAGAAGUUGUCAAGGCAGGAAACUUGCUUGCGGAGGGAACAUUCAGACCCAGCCUAAAUCCUCCAAGGGAAAUUGAAGAUCCUUCUGCUAGUCAGCCAGCGGAUUGGGGCAGCAGGUCUAUGAUCCCUGAUCCCACUGCCAUAAAACCGGAAGACUGGGAUGAAAAUGAACCCAAGUGGAUUCCAGAUCCAAUGUUCAAAAAACCAGAGGAAUGGGAUGACAGCAUCUCUGAAUACAUCGAGGAUGAAUCGCGUUCUAAACCAGAUUGGUGGAAUGACAAGGUGGAUGGAAGAUGGAUUGCUCCCCUUAUUGUUAAUCCUUCGUGCUAUACGAAACAAGGUUGUGGAAAGUGGAGACCAAAGAUGGUUGAAAAUGAAAAAUACAGAGGUACUUGGAAGGCUGAAAUGAUCCCUAACCCCAAUUAUCAAGGUGAAUGGAAGGCGCCUCUCAUAGCGAAUCCCAAUUAUUAUGAGGAUAAAACACCAGCGAACAUUGAUGCUAUUACUGCAAUUUCCUUUGAUAUUUGGUCAAGUGCAAGCGAUAUAUCAUUCGACAAUAUCUACGUUGGAAAGUCUAUAGAAGAGGCAGAGCUGGUUGGUAACUCAACUUUCUUACCAAAGUUGAGCUUGGAGAAAAAGGAACUUGAAGUCGUGAUGGAAAAAGCUCAUUCUGAAGAUGUGAAUGAAGUAGAUACCUCGGAAGAAUCCAGCAAAAAGACACCAUACAAGAAUGUGGUUGAUAAAGAAAACCAUCUUGAUUACUUGAAGCUUAUCGAUGAAAAGAUUAAAAGUUGCAAAACACUUCAAACGUUCAUUGCCUGGUUCCUCCAAGUUGAUGAUUUAUACAAAGGUUUCUUAAUCAGUGCUUUCAUGGUCGUGGUUGUUUCUAUAAGUUGCAUGGGUAUGCUAAAGUUCUUGAUGUGGUCUCAAGGCAUUGACCUCAGUUCAUCCUCUAAUGCAUCAAGAAAACCGAAAAAAAUAGAAAACGAAACAUCCGACGGGCCAUCCGCGAAUACUGUCACAGAAAUCGCUGCCUCCACAGGAUAUUCAACGCCAUCUUCCAAGGUAAUUUCGCAAAGGACCAUCCAACUGCAAGGUGAUUCUGAUUUCGAUGAAGAGCUGGAAAUUUCCAUCGUUGAAGAGUCUGGUAGUGCGUCAGAUUCCGAAGAUAAAUAA